AUGACAACCAACGAUGCCGUUGAAGAAAUAUUUGAUGAAGUUGAUACAAAUCGGGAUGGACGUAUCGAUAAAGAUGAGCUUCGUAACUGGGCUUCAAAGCCAGAAGAAGUAACUACCUUCUCACAUGAAUCGUCAACUUGUGAUACUAGUCGCGAUUAUAAUACUACCGGUUGGGAUGACCGGUAUAGAUCUAAAGUUGGCAGUCAAAAUACUUUGGAAUUCACGACUGAUAAAGUGAAUUCAUAUGACACUACAAUAACAUCUAGAAAUUUCAUUAGUGAAAAGGUGAUUCGUACUAGUAGUGCAGAUGAAACGAAUCGAUAUCUAGCUACAUCAGUUGAUCAUAUUUACAAGGAUCUUAAUCCAAAAAUUAUUCGACGAGCAGCAACUGAUCGCCCAGUAACAUAUGAACAACGAGUUCUUGUUCGAUAUCUUCAACCACCACCUCUUCCACCGCCAGAACCACUUAUUAUUAAAGAGGUGCGUCAAGAACAGCCACCACCACCUCCACCACUGGUUAUACAUGAACAGUCAACACAUGUUACUCAAGCAGCUCCACUUAUCUUACGCGAGCGGCCACCAAUACCACCCUCACGUUGUGCUAGUGAAACCAAGAUUCGUUAUCUACCUGCUUUACCUGCUCCACCAAGAUCCGUUGUCAUCGAACGUUAUCCAGCUCCUCCGGCAAAACCACGCGAUAUUAUCAUUGAACGCUGGCUUCCCUACGGACCUCAAUCUGAACGCCAAACAAUUGUUCAACGCGCUCCUGCUCCUACAGAAUAUCCAAAACCAUCUUAUACUAUUGUUACUUAUGAUAAUGUUCAAAUACGUAUAGUUCGAAAAUUAGAAAAACUUGGUGUUACUCAAGAAAAUCCUGAAGCUUAUGUAGCUCGUUAUGGAAAUUCACUGUUAGACUCAGCAACACUUGUUCACGAGGCUCGUAAUGCAGGCGUUGUUGAAGAUAUAUCAACUCCAUUAUCAUCAUCUUCAAUAAUUUCACAUAGACGUGGAAAUACUGUUGAUUUUGACCAUUCCAAUGAAAUAACCAAUCAAGAUUUUUCAUCGUCAGUUGGAACUACUUAUGAAGGAAAUCAUCGAGUUACUGGCGGAGAAACUAUUGCUCUUGGUAGUAGAACUUAUUCAUCGUCGUCAGGAUCGCACUUGGCUGGUCAUCAUACUUCAAGUGGCAAUAUUACUGAAAUCCAAGGUGGAUAUCGUGUCGGUGAUGCAGCUUACCGCUACUAA
This is a messenger RNA of Rotaria socialis, 1245 nucleotides long. The record is from the annotation of a GenBank genome assembly. NCBI's taxonomy places the organism in Eukaryota, Metazoa, Rotifera, Eurotatoria, Philodinida, Philodinidae.